UUUAUAGAUUUCUAAAUGCACAAACUGCUUAUAUGUUUUAUAUUAUAUUUUAGCCUAUUCAUCCUGAAUGAAGAUUACACCCACAGAGAAAGUGGCCAGCUCCGGUUUCCUCUGCAGAGGGACGUAACCACCGUUUCCAACUCGGCACGCUCCAAACUUCUCCUGCUGCGCGUUUCUGUCUCAUGUCUUUUAACGUUUUUACAGCGAAGCUAUACAGGACAUUGUUUGGCACACUAUCCGGGAUCAAGACCAAAACAAUCACCUUCUCUGUUGACAAUUCCCUUUUCUUUAAGCAGCAGUAUGGGGCUGGUGCUGUCUGCUAAUCUGCCAGUCAUGGAUGACCCCUGUGUCUCUGUGUCCAGUGUCACUUCUGCUCUGUGUCUUUUCACCGUCAUCCUCAUGGCCAUCAGGGUCCAGCAGAAGCACAGAUUAUUUUUCCACAGCCAUUCUGACUCACAGUUGGAGUUCCUCUAUCCUCCGGGUCCCACACCAUGGCCCCUUGUGGGCAAUCUGCUCCAGAUGGGGGACCAGAUGCAUCUUUCUCUGACUCGCUUGGGGCAUCAGUAUGGAGAUGUUUUUAAGAUGAGCUUGGGCUCUUUACCAGUUGUUGUUCUCAGUGGGUUCUCCACCAUCAGGCAGGCUCUGGUUCGUCAGGGAGAAGACUUUGCUGGACGGCCUGAGCUUUUCACCUUCUCUGCUGUAGCUAAUGGGACCAGUAUGACCUUCAGUGAGAAGUAUGGGCCCACAUGGCUGCUUCACAAGAAGCUGUGUAAAAACGCCCUCAGGUCUUUUUCCCAGGCUGAGCCGAGGGCAUCCGGGGCCACCUGCCUCCUGGAGGAGCACAUUUGUGCCGAGGCUGCAGAGAUGGUGGAGAUGAUUAAAAUUCAAGCAGACUGUGAAACAAUAGGCGUAGAUCCAUCAAUAUCCCUGCUGACCUCUGUGGCAAAUGUUGUGUGUGCCCUUUGUUUUGGAAGAAGAUACGACCACAACGAUGAGGAGUUCCUCACCAUCAUCAACAUCAACAACGAGGUCCUGAAACUCUUUGCAGCAGGAAACUUGGCGGAUUUCUUUCCCGUGUUCCGUUACUUUCCGAGUCCCUCUCUGAGAAAACUGGUCCUGUACAUUCGCAGAAUGAAUGGAUUCAUGGAGCGAAGGAUUGAGGAACACAUCAACACCUUUGAUAAGAACUGUAUGCGGGAUAUUACAGAUGCUCUGAUUCAACUGUGUGAAGACAGAGAAGAAAGUAAAGAAACGUCUCAGCUCUCCGAUUCUCAGAUCAUUCACACUGUCAUAGACAUCUUUGGUGCAGGUUUUGACACCAUCUUUGCUGGGUUGCAGUGGAGCUUGUUCUACCUCAUCAAGUUUCCUGACAUCCAGGACAAAAUACACCAGAAAAUAGAUGAUCACAUGAGCUCAGCCAGACUUCCUCGGUUUUCAGAUAAGCCCAAGAUGCCUUUCACCGAAGCGUUUAUCUAUGAAGUGUUUCGUCACUCUUCCUACGUUCCUUUCACCAUUCCUCACUGCACCACUCGAGACACCAUCCUGAAUGGAUAUCUCAUUCCCAAGGAUACGUGUGUUUUCGUUAACCAAUAUGGAGCCAAUCAUGAUGUUGAUCUUUGGGGAGAUCCAGAGAAAUUUCAACCUAACCGCUUUUUAGGUGCAUCCGGACAGCUCAACAAGGAACUAACAGAGAAGGUCCUGAUCUUUGGCUUGGGAAAGAGGCGCUGCCUUGGUGAUGGGUUUGCACGUUUGGAGAUGUUUGUCUUUCUCACCACAUUGCUUCAUGGGCUUAAGAUUGAAAACGUUCCUGGGCAAGAACUGGAUCUCUGCACCGAGUUUGGUCUCACUAUGAAGCCACGUCCGUACAGGAUCACCAUCUCCCCGAGAUUUUAGACUUCAUGAGAACCCCAACUCCACAGGUCACAGACUGGUGUUUCUGGUUCGGUGAAGAACUGAGAAAUAACUAGUAUUGUUCUAAACACAGUAUUUGUUAAGGUGGCCUGGUUCAGUCAAAGUUCUUCUGUUUGUUCAUUCUGAAAGAGUUCAAGCCUCAGUCUCACCUAAUUAAAAGUGAAUCUAGCUAGAAAACAGCACCUCAUUAAAAUCUUUAUGUGAAAUUUGUUAUUUACAGAUAAACAGACACAGGGAGAUCAGAGUCUCACAGAAAACCUUCAUGCAAGGUCCAGCCUGGUUAUUUUUGUGCCUUUUCAGAUCAAAAGCUCAGAGGCUGCACUCUGACAUCUAGUCAUUCAUUUUGCACUGCACAGCAACCACCACCUGAAUGUGGGUUAGUCAAACACAGUUGCUCUAAAUCAGGGGUGUCAAACUCAUUUUAGCUCAGGGCCCACAUUGAGGGAAAUCUAGUCCCAAGAGGGCCGGACCGGUAAAUAAAAUAAAAAACUUCAGAUUGUUUUCUUUGUUUUAAUACAAUCAAUAUAAAACAAGGCUGGAGCCUGAGGACAGUAUAGUAUAAGUAAAACACCUGAAGUGUACUUGAAAAUUUGAAAAAAAAAAAAAAAAUCAACAAAUAAAAAAAACAUUCCUUAGUGAUUCAAAGAGCUUACAGAUCACAUGGCAAGAUCAGUUUCUUGCAGCACUUAAAGUAUAUUUGACUCAUUUUACUUUACAUCUUUUAGCUUUCACCAGCACAUCAACAUCAGAAGUCAGAUCCUGAGUGGCAGCCAACUUCAGGAUGUGAUUCAAGUUCUUGUGUGAGCCUUGAGCGCAGCUUUGUUUUAUUUAUACUCAUUACAGAGAAAACUUGCUCACAAUGAUAUGUUUAUUUUCACUCUACAUUGUAAAGUAUGAAAAUAAAGUUUACACAACCAUCUCGCGGGCCGGAUUUAACCCGCUUGCGGGCCGGAUCCGGCCCGCGGGCCGCAUCUUUGACAUCCCUGCUCUAAAUGAUCCUGCUUAGCUUCUCCAGCAGCUCCCUGAGGACAGAUGAGUACUGUUCUUAAAUAAGGCAGUCCUAGGUCUUUUCCCCAGACACAUGGGGCAAUGAUGCAUGGAAUAACGCUCCACCUAAAUAAGCUAAACCUACAAAAGCCUAUUUUUAGUUAGAAAGACCUUGAACAGAGCCACAUAGGGAAUCUUUACCAUAAAAAAAUCUAUUCAGGACUGUUGAGCUUGGAUUUUCUGUAGUCUUCCACCAUUGUCUUUUGCUUUUGGCUUCUUAGGUUGUUUCUGAUAUGAGGAUUCAAAGUGGUGAUUGUAUUCAUAAACACAUUGAGAGGUUAAAUCAUUUGUUGGAAAUAUAUAUUUGUAGGCUUGUAUAACAAUAAUCUCUGAUUGACAUUCCUUUUAGUAACAUCCAAAUUUGUCUAAUUAACACAACAUUUAUUCUUAUUUCCAUCACAUAGAAUCAGAAACUCUUGUUUUUAUUUGCAUGCAUGAAGCCAUUGUUAUGAUAAAAACACCGAUUGUUAUCAGGCACGUUGUAGUUGACUUUGUAGCACAUUAUUUCAAGUGUUUUCAAAUCAAAUAAUUGCAGUCUACUCAUAUUUUUUCUUCACAAAAUCUAAUUAAUAUGAAAUUGAGUAAAACUUGUUCAAAAAUGUCAGAGACAUUAUGUAAUUUACAAAAAAAACCCAUACUGUGGACUUGUAUGAAAUAAAUAAAUUGCAGUUUUUAA
Messenger RNA from Nothobranchius furzeri (turquoise killifish), 3634 nucleotides. It is a transcript of the gene cyp1d1, whose product is annotated as cytochrome P450, family 1, subfamily D, polypeptide 1. Gene Ontology annotation, molecular function: oxidoreductase activity, acting on paired donors, with incorporation or reduction of molecular oxygen, reduced flavin or flavoprotein as one donor, and incorporation of one atom of oxygen; heme binding; iron ion binding. NCBI's taxonomy places the organism in Eukaryota, Metazoa, Chordata, Actinopteri, Cyprinodontiformes, Nothobranchiidae. Gene Ontology annotation, biological process: progesterone metabolic process; hormone biosynthetic process. The record is from RefSeq and is a predicted model, not a curated record.